AUGUCGAGUGCUGAAACAGCGGACUCGGCUCAGAUUGUGGCCCACUUCAAGAAGUAUCAAGAACAGGUGGCAGGUAUUCUCCAGACCUACGCUACAGUACAAGACGAUGCGCUUUUGGGCGGGUUUCUCACUUUUGCGCAUUCAAAAUGCAUCCAGUACGUGGACGGCGCAGAGAACAACGUGGAAGUAGCACAGCGUGUGAUGGACUGCUGUUGGAAAAACGUGCACUAUCCGGUACUCAAAUGGUUCCAGUUGUGGCGCCAGCAUUUGCUGGCUGUCAAAGUGGACCAGAAGCCGCGCGUGGUGGAGCUCCGCAAGAUGAGCACUAAACUCGCCAAGUUUUUCAAAAUCAUCCACAAGUUUUACUAUGGCGUCCUCGAAAAGCUAGCAUCGGAGCACGAUCUGCGUGCAAUCGUCCCAGAGCCCUUACUGCUGCAACUGAACCUUAAACGCCCUGACACCCACAAAUCAAGCGGCGCCGCUGGCGCUGCUACCCUUACCGCUGCCACUGCGGCCACGGACAAGCCAGUAUUGCGAAAAGACGACGUAAGAGCCGUUUCGCUGAUGUUCUUGAUCCACGGCUGCUUGCUGAAUCUGGGAUCCUGUCACCGCUACAAAAGCAUGUGCGAGAGGCCCCACAACGGUGUACCAGAUUUGGCCCAUUACAAGAAAUCGAUGCGGUACUUCAAUUUGGCCACUUUGGUUUUACCCUCGGUUGGAGAGCUGUAUUUGCAAGAGGGCUUGGUCUACGUUCAUGUCAAGAGUUUCGGGUCUUCGACCUAUUCUUUCGCCAGGAGCGCCCUAUCACGUCUUCCAAGCAGCGCAGGGUUCGGCAAUUUCAUGAAUUCCGUUUGCGAACGCAACAGUAAAAUAUUCAAUGAGAUCGUUGAAACUUUCCACGAUGUCCACAAGCAUGCGACUCGGGGUAAAAUCGUUAAUCGUGAAAUCAUCGAAACGUAUUUUCUAGUUUUAUUUGGAGCGAGGUUUGCGCCAGAGCUGUGGAUCGGAAACGAACAGAAAAACCUCAUCAGUGAAGUCAUGCUCUCCCACGUUCAGCAAGAAGUGAUGCACAAAACUGCGACAAGAUACGCCAAAAACCUGCAGCUAAUUUUCCAAAACUUGAUACUGAUAAUAGCCGGCUUUGAUAUACUCAAGACGCUAAACCGUAAGAGCGUGGAGUUGCCACAAACACAGGCGAACGAAGCAAAAUACCUUGAGUUUGCAAUGGAUUACAUCAGUAAUUUUGUGAGAAACGCAGUCGUGGCAGAGCUUACAAACGAAAAAGAAUGGGUGUAUCUUGCCUUUGUACGUGUUGCUGAGUGUUGGCUAAUGGCUAAUAAAACUGUUCUUCAUUUUGCACAUCGGAAUACCAACUUUUGCGAGGCGAUGAUGCACUUGAUGAAUGAAAUUCACGAAAAGACAAAAUGUCGCGAAAUUGAAAGCAGCUCAAGUCAUAGACCACAUCGCCCUUACUACUUCCAAGAAGACGUACUCUUACGAGAAUUUAAACCUUUGAAAUACUCUUUAUCCGAUUUCAAGGACUCUGAUCUGUUCAACUCCGAGACUUCUUCAAAAGCUUUUAUUGGAAUGGCGGACAAGAUGCUCUCGAAGAAAGAAGAGCACGCGCUGCGACUGGAUGCCGUUGCCGUCUCAGGUAAAAAGUUCUUGCUGAAGAAUGCCUGUGGAAUUCAGUUGAUCGACAAGAAGUUUGUGAGAUCUGCUAUUAAGACAAGUGCAGGACAGAAGUGGGACUCUCGUUUGAACAAACAAAAUAAGGUUACGAUCGGUGGUGCCUUGUCUUCACGCGAUAUCGAGUCCCAGACCCUACUUGACGCAGGUGCUAAAUCUGGUGGCUACAGUGGAUCUUCCGUACCCCUAGCGCCAACAACUUUGGAAGUUAGACCUAGCGUGGAAUUUACUCAGCGCAGCGUUGUGGAAGUAAGAACGCCCCAGUCCUCUGUAAAGUCCGUCAACGUUCUAAACGGCCGACCAAAUGCUUCCAUUUUGCAACCAAGUUCUUCUUCGUCCUCCAUCGUUGAUUCAAAUGUAACUUCUUCCGCAACACCAUCUCACGAGAUCCCCCAUGUCACGUCAAGUACUAUUGACAGCAGUAUUGCUCCCAGUCAACCUGUUCGUCCUCCUUCUGGUAUACAAGCGGUACCACCAAUCAUGAGUCCUCCGGUGAUGAAUCAGAACAAUCCUGCUUUUCUGUUUUCUGCUUCGAACGGACCCCAAAUGCAAUUCAACCAGCAAACCCAUCCCGCGGCGCCAAUGGUUUCGUCUAUCCCUCAUGAUAUCCGUCAGACCUAUGACGUUCCAUUUUUUGCUAAUGGGCCACCCCCAGUGAUGAACAACCCAUACAUGCAAUACUGGCCUCAUGCUUACCAACCUAUGGCGUAUAACGGUCUUCAACCGGAUCAGGGCUUACCGUUCGGUCAAAAAACAGCCUACGCUCCACAACCAGGUCCCGCCCAAAACCAGUUUUACGCUGGUAACUAUGGGUUUCCUCAGUACUGA
This is a messenger RNA of Lachancea meyersii CBS 8951, 2517 nucleotides long. The record is from the annotation of a GenBank genome assembly. Lineage: Eukaryota; Fungi; Ascomycota; Saccharomycetes; Saccharomycetales; Saccharomycetaceae.